GUAUGUGUAUGUAGUGUGUGACGUUGUAUCGUAAAAAGAGAGUGAGAGAGAGAGCGAGAACGCGCGCGGUGUGGAGCGGGGGCGUAUACGGACCGUUGUUCCGGUGAAGUGCGCGAGAGAGAGAAAGCGUGAGUGGAGUCAGCCGGGGAGACACAAGCCGUCACUUAUAAAACCGUCAUCGUAUCCUUUUCCUUGUUUGUUGCUAGUUCGCCUGUUCUUUUUUCUGCUCGGCAAAAAUUCAAUGACCUCAUUUGUCUCACGUACGGACUAUUCUCUUUUUUCUUUCCCCUCACUCUCUCUUUAACACAACAGGAGCCUCAGAUAUAGUCAGCAAUCUAAAAACACUCGACGGCAAAUUUUAAGAACAAGACCAAUUAACGUGUCCAACGCCAUCGAGUGAAAUUUAUCGAUCAAGUGUUACAACUAAAAGCAAUAACAGAGACAACACCAACAACAACACGGCUACACCAGCAGAACAACGGCGUCUAUUAAAAUCAAACAUCAGGAUCAGGAUCAAGCAGAAAAGCCAGCAAGUCACAACCAGAACAAGAACAACAACUACCACAACAACAACUACAACAAAUGGGAACCAAUUCGGGAGCCACCGCUGGCAUAAAUAACAAGCCGGUUGGCGGCGCAGCCGUUCUUGGCGUUGGCGUUGUGACAAAUUCAUCGAUCGGCGGCAGCAACGUGUUAUCGAACAGUUUGGGCGGCGGUCUCAGCAUUAGUGGCUUGGGCGGACAGAACGCCAAUGUUGGCGGCAUAGUCUCCAACAUGGGCGGCGGUGGCAAUAAUAGUGGUGGCAACGACGAUAGCGGCAACGGCGGCAUGGGCGGCAACCCUGGCGGCGGUGGACCCAAUAACCAACAAGCAACCACGCCCCAAUACACAAUUCCGGGCAUCUUGCAUUUCAUACAACACGAAUGGUCCCGCUUCGAAUUGGAGCGUUCACAGUGGGAUGUGGACAGGGCUGAAUUGCAGGCGCGUAUUGCGAUGCUACUAGGUGAGCGCAAAUGCUUGGAGAGCCUUAAAUCGGAUCUGACGCGACGCAUUAAGAUGCUGGAGUACGCACUGCGUCAGGAGCGAGCGAAGUUCUAUCGAUUAAAGUACGGCACCGAUCCGCCGCAACUGAACGAGUUUAAGCCAUCGUCGAAUGACGACGGUGGCCUGGGCGGCGAUGUGGCUACCGAUUCGGAGGUGCCGUAUAGCUCAGUGUCCAAUACCACGUGGCGACAGGGCAGGCAAAUGUUGCGUCAAUAUCUCGCCGAAAUCGGAUACACAGACAACAUCAUUGAUGUGCGUUCAAAUCGUGUACGCUCCAUUUUGGGGCUCAACAAUAACGCCGAUCAUGAUGGCGGCGGCAUUGGCGGUUGUGGCAUUGGAGGUGGUAGCGGCAGCGGCGGCGGUGGUGAGAAUCUCAGUCCAAAUAUUAAUGGCAACGAGAGCAAUAAGCGUGCCUCAGAAUCUGAAGGCCGUCAUACUCCCGCUAAAAAAGUGCAACAAUCAAACGAUGCCAUUAUACUGGACACGGAGGCGGCUGUUAUGGCCAAUUUUGAGUUCCUUGGGCCCACAGAGAUGUCCGAUGACGAUGAGAUCUCCGAUGAUCUGGAAAUGGUUGCCACCGACAAUGAGGACACAGAUGUCAAAAUGGCCAAGCGACCCAAGUCCGGCAAGGAUAUGCUGACCGAAGAUCUUGAGGCCGAGGUGGGAGAGCAGCUCUUGAACGAUAUGAAUCUUAUGACCGAAGAGGUGGAUGGCUCGCUGGGAUUGGGCGAGCUGGCGCAACUGACGGUCAACAAUGAGUCCGAUGGUGCUUACGAUGCGAAUGCCAAGGACGGCACUGGCGGCAGUGCUGGCGGCGCUGGCUAUCGCAAGACCUGGAAUGCCAAGUACACGUUGCGUUCGCAUUUCGAUGGCGUGCGUUCGCUGAUUUUCCAUCCGGAGGAGCCAGUGCUAAUCACGGCCUCCGAGGAUAAUACGCUCAAGCUGUGGAAUCUACAGAAGACGGUGCAAGCCAAAAAGUCCGCUAGUCUCGAUGUGGAGCCGCUGUACACGUUCCGUGCGCACACCGGACCAGUGCUGUGUCUCGGCAUGUCCUCCAACGGUGAGACAUGCUACUCUGGAGGCCUGGAUGGCAACAUCGAGUGCUGGCAGCUGCCAUCGCCCAACAUUGAUCCCUACGACUGUUACGAUCCCAAUGUGCACUCCGGCACCCUUGAAGGUCACACGGACGCAGUCUGGGGUCUGACCACGAUGCAGAACAACAUUGUAUCAUGCUCGGCCGAUGGCACAGUUAAACUAUGGUCACCAUACACCAAGGAGCCACUGUUGCGCACCUAUACAGCUGCAGAGGCCGAGGGCGGGCCCUCGUCCGUGGACUUUGUGCGCAACGAGGUGGAUCACAUUGUGGUGGCCUAUAAUAGUGCCCAUUGCAUCAUCUAUGAUACGGAGACAGGCAAACAGGUGAUUAAACUGGAGGCGACUCAGGAAAUGUCUGGCAACACGGGGAAGUUCAUCAACAAGGUCGUCUCGCAUCCGACACUGCCCAUCACCAUUACAGCGCACGAGGAUCGUCAUAUACGAUUUUGGGACAACACAUCUGGCACACUGGUGCACUCGAUGGUGGCGCAUCUGGAGCCGGUCACAUCACUGGCCGUCGAUGCGCAUGGAUUGUAUUUGCUAUCUGGUUCGCAUGAUUGCUCUAUUCGUUUGUGGAAUCUGGACAAUAAGACGUGUGUGCAAGAGAUUACGGCACAUCGCAAGAAGUUCGAUGAGAGCAUAUUCGAUGUGGCAUUCCAUGCCACCAAGCCCUACAUAGCCAGCGCCGGUGCGGAUGGUCUGGCCAAGGUGUUCGUUUAGACACUCAGAGCAAGCAGAAAAGCAGCGUUAACAACAGAAGCGGCCAAUGCUCCAGCAACAACAACAGAUGCAGCAGCUCCCCAGCUAAGCGAUUACGAGUUCGAGUUAAAUAAUUAUACAUACAUAUAAAUACACUUAUAUAUAUACAUAUACUAUACAUUUAAAUCUAAUUAUACAUUAUACAAGAGAUGAACAACAACAACCACAAGUAACACCCAGAAAAAUACGGCAACAACAUUGCUCUAUUAUACAACAAAAAAAGGGGAAAAAUGAAUCCCAUAAAUAAAUCACAUUAAUUAUGGCAUUUUGAGCGCAAUCAUGUCGAUAGUCGAGAAUGAGAAAUCAAGCGCAUGCUAAGAGCAUGGCCACCAUCAUCUAAUCCCAAUCCCAAUAUUUAAACACUCAUUGUAUUUGUUAACAAAAGUGAAAAGUUCUUAAGCCUGCAGUCAGCUGCAAGUUUAACAACAUUUUCAUCCAAGUAGUAGAUGAUGAUUGCCAAUCAUAACAAUUUAGAUUUAAUUUAAGCAAUGAUUGAGAACCUGCACAGCGAUUGUGUCAAUGGCCACCAAGAGUUGGAGAACGAUGCUGCUCCUGUACAUUUGAUAUGCUUAUAUAUAUACAUACAACAAUAUAGAUUUACCCCCAUGGCUAACAUUAAUGACAUUUUUCGUGUAAUUGGCCACUCGCUGUGCAGGUUCGAUUCGUCAGUCCAGAUUGCAGAGAGAGAAAGCUGGCCAGGAUUAAGCAGAUUAAAAUGUGUCCUGCUGCUGCUGGACGGAAAGAUUUACUCAUCUAACAAAACACGUUUUACGUAAUGAUUAAUAGACGAUCAAAUUUUGUAGUCUUAAGUGGCAUACGUCGUAACUAUAUAUAUACACAAAUACACACACACCAUAUACUUAUAUAUGCAUCCCCCUUCCCUCUACCCAUAACACAAAGAACGUGCAAGUUGUAAAUUAACAUUAGAGAACGACGACGACGACGAUAAUGGUAAUGAUAACGAUAAUUGAUUCUGAUGAUAAUGACUAUUAUUUAUUUAUCAAUAAUUGGAAUGAGAAAGAGUGUAGCAAAGAGAAAAGCGAGAUGUGUUACGAAAGUUAUUACGUCGGGAAUCACAAAAACACAUACACACAACCACGGAGAAAACUUUAUUAAACACUAAGUGAGAAAAGAAAAGUAUAAAUGCUUCUAUUUCUAUAUAAUUUUUCAUACAAAGAAUUGCUUAGGACAACAAAGAUCCACUUUAUACAUACAGAUCCAGAUGAUAUAAAUAAUAAUGCCGUUGAGCUAUAACUGUAUGCUAAGCUAUUUAUUUAAUUUAUGCCUAGUAUUAAACACUAACAAAACAAAUCAAGAAAAAAAAGAAGAAAACGUAAAGAAAAACAGCGGCAACUGCUGAUCCAAUGGAUUUCGUACACUUGUAGUUGAAUAAUAACAAACAAAAAAUAAAUAUAAUAUACAUAUAUGUUUAGAAUCGCUUAACGGUUCAUAAAUUGUAAUCAAAUAAAACGUUGAAAUGUGGACGUGAAUGCCGAGCAACUCAAUAUUAGUUAUAGUAUUACAAAUUAUUAUUAUUAUAAAAUCGUUGCGUUUCAAAAUGCGACUCUACAAAAAUUAAAAAAAAAAACUGAAUAUAAACCCAAGUUGAUAUUCGAUAAACAAUUAAAAGAAAAUCCACAACAAAAAAAAAAUAAUAACAAUAAUAAAUCGAUAGCGAUUCUUAUAAAAAAUUAAAAGAAAAUCCUCUACUACCUAUUCAUUAAUUAUGUGUAUUUUAAUUUGUACUUUAGUUGUUACAAAUGAACAUGCGAUAUCAUAUAUAAAUAUACACCCACACUCACUCACAUAUAUAUAUAUAUACUGAAACAUGUAGAUCUAUAUGACAAUGGCGAUUAUGAUAAAGCUACUACUAAUGAUGGUAAAUUAUAUACAACACAAAACAAAAAAAAAAUUUACAACCGAUUGAUGCAGUGAUGCGCAUAUUAUACAUACAUAAUACAUAAAUCUAUUGAUUUUUAAUUUUAAUUGUACAUUUUUGAUUUUUUUAUUACCAUGUAUUUUUAUUUUAAAUAAAGUUUUACAAAAUGAAACUGUGUCACAUUUGGCCUUGAGAGAUUUUUAAACACCAAGACAAAUUCCUCCACUCCAUUUCACAUUGCGAAUGCAACAAAAUAGUUGGAGAAAACAAAUUACAGAAAGCAUUAAACUCAUAAUAUAUUUGAAAACGUUGUAGACCAGCUGGCUCUUGUUUGCAACGGAUCCAAAAAUCAUCUGAAAAUCAGAACCAAAAUAUUCCAGUUUAUAAAAUGCCUUUGUUGCUUUUUCAUUUCACAACAAAACAAUUUCGCUGCUGGCAGCAUUUUUAGUUAAUUUCAUCAUUUAGCCCCUGAAGGGGCUUAAAAAGGUCAAACGAUAGAGAUACAUUCAUGAUUCUUAUUUUUGUACCGUUCGAAGAUCCACUGCCAUAAUACUUCAACAACAAAACACAGCAGCAAUAAACACGCAUGCGUUUCGUUCUACAAGGAAAGACCAUAAAUACAAUUUGUAUACACGUGUAUCUAUAUUUUAUAAUUUUCACGCAAACAUACAAACAAAUAAGAAUAAAAAAACAAUUUAAAUAUUAAAGCGCACAAGAAAUCGACAAAAACGACUAACCUUAUGCGCAUUAUAAAAAUAAAUAAAAAAUAACAAGUUUAAAAUUAAGUCGAAAAACGUUCAUUGUAGAUUUGAGCAUAUAGGCAAGAUCCCAGCCCCAGCACAUAAGUUUAUACAUAUAGAAAUUGAGAAACAAAUUUCAUGCAUAUUAACUGAAAUAUAUAUAUAUAUAUAUAUAUAUACAUACUUUUAUAAUAAAUUGAGAAAUCGUACAGAAUACUUUAACAAGAAACAAAACAAGAAAAAAAAAGAAAGCAUAAAAACUCCACACAAUUCAUGUUAAGAUAUAAUAAAACCAAAUAAAUAAAA
Drosophila nasuta is the source of this 5823-nucleotide messenger RNA. It is a transcript of the gene Cka, whose product is annotated as Connector of kinase to AP-1. The transcript has 5 exons. The coding region runs from base 583 to 2859 and encodes 758 amino acids. The record is from RefSeq and is a predicted model, not a curated record. Gene Ontology annotation, molecular function: protein binding. Lineage: Eukaryota; Metazoa; Arthropoda; Insecta; Diptera; Drosophilidae.